Messenger RNA from Pygocentrus nattereri (red-bellied piranha), 3118 nucleotides. It is a transcript of the gene rab30, whose product is annotated as RAB30, member RAS oncogene family. NCBI's taxonomy places the organism in Eukaryota, Metazoa, Chordata, Actinopteri, Characiformes, Serrasalmidae. Gene Ontology annotation, biological process: Rab protein signal transduction. The transcript is spliced from 5 exons. The coding region runs from base 163 to 768 and encodes 201 amino acids. The record is from RefSeq and is a predicted model, not a curated record. Gene Ontology annotation, molecular function: GTPase activity; GTP binding. Gene Ontology annotation, cellular component: trans-Golgi network.
GAUGAAAACCGAAGGAAACUCUGCAAUCAGAGGGAGCAGAAACCCAGAUUGAGGGAAGGACGAGAUUUGCAGUAACGUCUUGUUUAAGAACCUUUAGGUUAGACUGGAUGCCUGUGGAAUAAUCUGUUAACUGGGGUGAAUCCCCUACAUUUGCAUGUGACCAUGGAGGAUUAUGAUUACCUGUUCAAAAUAGUGCUGAUAGGAAAUGCCGGAGUGGGCAAAACUUGUCUCGUCAGACGUUUCACUCAGGGUCUGUUCCCACCCGGCCAAGGUGCCACGAUUGGGGUUGAUUUUAUGAUCAAAACAGUGGAAAUAAAAGGGGUGAAAGUAAAGCUUCAAAUCUGGGACACAGCGGGCCAGGAGAGGUUCCGCUCUAUCACACAGAGUUACUACCGCAGUGCCAAUGCCCUCAUCCUCACAUACGACAUCACCUGCGAGGACUCCUUCCGCUGCCUUCCGGAGUGGCUGAGGGAGAUCGAGCAAUAUGCCAACAACCAAGUUGUGACAAUCUUAGUUGGGAAUAAGAUUGACUUGGCUGAAAAGCGAGAGGUCCACAGACAAAGAGCGGAGGAGUUUGCUGAAGCCCAGAGCAUGCUCUACCUGGAGACAUCCGCCAAAGAAUCCGACAAUGUGGAGAAACUCUUCCUGGACCUGGCCUGUGAAUUGAUUCGUGAAGCCAAGCAGAACACAUUGGACAACAACGAAUCUGCCCCCAUGCCUGGAGAAGGGAAGAACAUCAAUUACUUAAGCUGCUGCAGCAUCAACUAGAGGACUUGGCUGCAAAUCUGGCAAAGGGCUUUGGGCUCUGGCCUCUCCCCACGGAAUACAUAAAGUGGUGGUUAUUCUUGACGUCCUCUGCAUAGUUGCGAUGAUUCCUCUUCGCCACCACAGUUGAGGUUUAGGAUACUUCAUUAACCCUUAUGUGAACCCCUGGGGUAUUUUAAAAACUACUCACUGUACGUAUAGAAUGUCAAGAGGAGAUGAUAUAUGCUGCUGUCACUGAGGGAAACUGAAUGCUCCUAAAUGCUCCUAAAGGCCUUGUUACAGAAUACUGCUAGUUGGAGUACUUAAAGGAAAGCCACAGACCAGACAAUGAGAUUUUAUGCACUUCUGUAAAAUACUAAAGGUGUGUAAGCCAGUGCGUCUGCUAUUUGAGAGAUUUGAAAAAAAUGCAGGUCUUCACCAGCAGGGUUGCCUCAUUCAGAAUCACAAAAAAAAUUACAUCUCAUGUAAUGACAAAUACGACAACAUUGUGUAGUAUUGUAGUGCCCCUUAAUUCAAGUGUUGCUCAUAUUGCACUUCCAAAACAUUGCUAGUAAUGAGCUCAUUUCGUUGUUUUUUCUUGAAGACGAAUACUUUCUUGACAAUUUCUGAAUGUGCCAGAGAGAGACCAUCUUAAACAGUUAGCAGAGGGAAGAUGAAAUGUCUGUGCAUUAUUAUUAUCUAAUUAACACUCUCUGACAUUUUUCUCGAAAUCAGAUCACUUAAAGAGACAUUUUUCUCCUCUUAUUUUUUUUCUCAGCAGCAUAGUUUACAGCUCGUCUUUGGGAUUCUCACUUGUUUUUGAUUUUGUUUGAGUGCUUUAUGUAAAUUGUGAGAGCUUUGCAGGCUAGAAAUUUGCUUCCAACAUACAUCAAACUAAAGUAAUUGUACAGCCACUUGAGUGCAUGAAGUUGCUGAACUUGCAUUAUGUUUCCACAAGCUUAUUUUAGACGCAAGCUGAACGUCAGUGUUUGCUAGAUGCUAGUGCGUUCCUCAGCUUUUCUUUCUGUGCCCAGUGCACUUUAAACAUUUAAGUCAAUUGUGAACACUGUGGAAAUAAGAUUUUUUGCAUUGAUAGAAUCCUUUUAAUUGGAUCUGUGGGAACAUUUUAAUACAGUAGUGUGUAGGUUUUUGGACUUUCUUGCUUUGUUGCUUUGGCUCUAGAUUCCAAAAAGUGGAUUUGAAAAGAAACGAUGAGUAGGAGGUUAAAGUGCAGAUAGUCAUCUGUAACUAAAAGGUGUGAUUCCCCAUAGUGGGUAAGCCUUUUGUUGCUGCAUUUCUAGAUCAUCUACAAAAUGCCUGUCAAAACACCUGUUUGGUUUGAAGUGAUACCUAGGUUAUAGUGACAUUUGCAUUGCUGUUGCUGUCUCUUAAAGAGUACCAAAGUAAUGUCAAUGUCAAGCAAUGUCAAAGUAAGUUAGGCCAGUCUAAAAAAAGUCGAUUAGAAUUAGAAUAAAUCAAUCCAUGACAGCUGAAACAUUGAUUAGUUAAAAUAGAUUUUGUGCAUACUUAAAAAGUAGGUAUGCACUGUUGAGGUAGGCCAAGGACGACCACAGGAGUAGAUGACUAAAAAUAUUUUCAUUGAUUAAGGGGGGGGGGAGCCCUAUUCAGCUUUUGAAUUCUCUCCAGGAUGUAGGCACAGAUGUGUAAAAACUACCAUAAAGAUAAGGAUGCACCAGCAUGACUUGAGCUUGUUCACUGCAAGAUGCAAACAACUGAUAAGCUUCAAAAACAGAAAGCCUAUGCUACAGUUUGCUAAACCUUGCCUGGAACAAAGUCUUAUGGACAGGUGAGACAAAGAUCAUAUUGUACCAGAAUGGUGGGAAGAGGAAAUGGAAUAUGAUACUCAACUAUGAAACAUGGUGGAGGUAGUGUCAUGCUCUGAGCCUGUGUAACUUUUAGUGUAAUAGGUUCAUUUGUCUUUGAGGACAUGGCUGCCAAUGGUGAUGAGAAGAUUAAUUCUGAAAUGUAGAGAAAUAUCCUAACAGCUCAGAUCCAAUUAACUGCCCCACAACUCACUGAAUAGUUUUUCCACUGUGCAGCAGACAUAUUGCUAAGGAGUUCUUAGGAACAAGUAAGUCAGUCACAUGAGCUAAAUACCACUGUGCAUGCAUUUCAUUUACUGAAGGCAACUUGGAAGUUCCUGGAAAACAAGCAGGAACUGAAAGUUAAAGUUAAGCUGAUCUUCUGCACUUUAAAAUCUCAUAGCAUCUGUUUCAUUCAAAAUCCAAAAAGACAAAGCCAAAACGACAACAAUUGAGUGCACUUUGUGUAAAAAAAAAAAAAACAAAGUCCUGCAGUCAUUUUUGAUAUAAUGCAGUACAAACUCAGUGAUCAAACUAGUUUGACACAUCAA